AAAGCCCACUCAAUUCAUGCCCUAAUAAUUCCAAUGAAAUGCAAAUCCGUGACGUAUUUUAGUUGACUGAAACCAAUGCUCACAACUAGUCACAAGUCGAAAAUCUACGAACUCCGACUGUGAUCCGUCUCACUCUAACCCCUUUCGAAGAAGGCCAAAUCGAAGCAAAUCCGAGACAAAGUUCUGACCUCUCCAGCCCUCAAUAUCCACCAUUAGAUUCAAACCAUCGCCGGCGAUCCCCAUGCUGCCCAUCAUCCAAUCCUUCUCUUUCUUCGCCCUCGCCGUCCUCCUCAUCGUCUUGCCGGCGUUCGCUUCUGAUUCCGAUCAUAAGUAUCAACCGGAAGACCCUGUUACCCUUUGGGUAAAUAAGGUUGGGCCUUACAAUAAUCCACAAGAAACAUACAAUUAUCAUAUCCUUCCGUUUUGUCAUCCAUCUGGUAAUGCUGCUCACAAAUGGGGAGGUCUUGGUGAGGUCCUGGGUGGAAAUGAACUUAUUGAUAGCCAAAUUGACAUGAAGUUUGGAAAAAAUGUGGACAAAAGUACCAUUUGUGACCUUGAACUUGAUGAAGCAAAGGUGAAACAGUUCAAGGAUGCUAUUGAGAAUAAUUAUUGGUUUGAGUUCUUCAUUGACGAUCUGCCUUUAUGGGGUUUUGUUGGUGAGCUGCAUCCUGAUAAAAACAGUGAUAAUAAGAAGCAUGUGCUUUACACACAUAAGAAUAUUAUUGUUAAAUACAACAAAGAUCAAAUCAUUCACGUUAAUCUCACUCAAGAGAGCCCAAAACCAUUGGAAGUGGGGAAAACAUUGGACUUGACAUAUUCUGUCAAAUGGAUCUCAACCAAUGUCACUUUUGCACGCCGUUUUGAUGUUUACUUGGACUACCCUUUUUUUGAGCAUCAGAUCCAUUGGUUCUCCAUAUUUAAUUCGUUCAUGAUGGUUAUCUUCCUCACUGGUCUGGUUUCAAUGAUAUUGAUGCGGACUCUUAGAAAUGACUAUGCAAAAUAUGCCCGGGAAGAUGAUGAUCUGGAGACUCUGGAAAGAGAUGUGAAUGAAGAGUCGGGUUGGAAACUUGUUCAUGGGGAUGUUUUUCGGCCUUCUCGCAAUUUAGUUAUUCUCUCAGCUGUUGUUGGCACAGGUGCUCAGCUGGCAUUGCUAGUUCUCCUCGUCAUCUUGUUUGCAAUUGUUGGAAUGCUGUACAUUGGGAGAGGAGCAAUUGUCACAACAUUUAUAUUAUGUUAUGCUUUCACAUCGUUCAUUUCGGGUUAUGUGAGUGGUGGGAUGUACUCACGCCAUGGGGGUAAAUCCUGGAUAAAAUCGAUGAUCCUCACUGCCUCACUUUUUCCAUUUAUGUGCUUUGGGAUUGGUUUCGUUUUGAACACAAUUGCUAUAUUCUAUGGGUCUCUAGCAGCCAUUCCUUUUGGCACAAUGGUGGUUGUAUUUGUCAUUUGGGGUUUCAUCUCAUUCCCUCUGGCACUUCUUGGUACUGUUUUUGGAAGAAACUGGAGUGGUGCGCCAAACAAUCCAUGCCGUGUGAAGACCAUUCCUCGUCCAAUCCCAGAGAAGAAAUGGUAUCUCACACCAUCUGUAGUCUCAAUGAUGGGGGGAUUGCUACCCUUUGGUAGCAUAUUCAUAGAGAUGUAUUUUGUCUUCACAUCCUUCUGGAAUUACAAGGUGUACUAUGUCUAUGGCUUUAUGCUCCUGGUUUUUCUGAUUCUCAUAAUUGUUACGGUUUGCGUGACAAUUGUUGGGACAUAUUUCUUGCUAAAUGCCGAGAACUAUCAUUGGCAAUGGACUUCAUUCUUCUCUGCUGCCUCAACAGCUUUCUAUGUGUACUUGUAUUCAAUAUAUUACUUCUCCGUGAAGACUAAGAUGUCAGGCUUCUUCCAGACGAGCUUCUAUUUUGGAUACACUCUGAUGUUUUGUCUUGGUUUAGGAAUCCUCUGUGGAGCUGUUGGAUAUUUGGGCUCUAAUCUAUUUGUGCGGAGGAUCUACAGAAACAUCAAGUGUGACUAGGGUCUUCCCGAGAAAGGCCAUGAUGGUGCUUUCUCAAGCUUUUGAUGGUAGGAAAUGAAAACUGGGAGGGGACCAAAUGUUAUUUACAGAUGAAAUGAUAUAAUUUUGGUGAUGGUAUUCAACUGUUCUGUUUAGGACGAAGCCCCGAGAUAAUUUCUUUCUCCACCCCCGGGCUGCAAUUGACAGCCUUCUUAAUUUAGAACACACAGCAUGAAAUCAGACUCACUUUAGAUGUAGUUAUAUUCCCCUUCUUUCCCCCUACACUGGAUGUCCCAUGUAAUGGCUGCUGCUUAACUCUCUCUCUCUCUCUCUCUCUCUUAUGUUUUUCUUUUCUUUUUUAUUUAUUUAUUUUUCUCGACUCGAUUAUGGUAUUUGUAUUUGGUAGGAGAAGGUACUUCUUAAAGGGAGAUUGAAGGAAUGAAUUUGUUGGGAUUUAACAUUUGCAAGCAACAA
This is a messenger RNA of Cornus florida, 2464 nucleotides long. RefSeq names its product transmembrane 9 superfamily member 1-like. Lineage: Eukaryota; Viridiplantae; Streptophyta; Magnoliopsida; Cornales; Cornaceae. Gene Ontology annotation, cellular component: membrane. Gene Ontology annotation, biological process: protein localization to membrane. The record is from RefSeq and is a predicted model, not a curated record. The transcript has 12 exons. Bases 242 to 2011 code for a protein of 589 amino acids.